AUGUCUGCUGAAGCCCCCAAGAUUGUCGAGGAGACCCCCGCUGCCGUCCCGGCUGUCGAGACUCCUGUCGAGACUCCUGCUGCUGCUGAGCCUGCCGCUGAGACUCCCGCCGAGCCUGCUACUGAGGCUGCUGCUGAAGCUCCGGCUGCUGAGCCCGCCGCUGAGACCGAGGCCGCUGCUGAGGCUCCCAAGGAGGAGGCCAAGGAAGAGGUUACCGCUGCCACCGAGGGAACUCUUGGCUACAAGGGACCUGGUCUCGUCAAGAGCUUCCGCUUCGCCAAGCGCUUCUUCUACUUCUCCGAUGAGGCUGUCGAGGCCAAGAACUUGUCUACCUACCUCGCUUCCGAGAAGGCUUCUGCUGCUGCCCAGCGCACUGCUGCCUGGGCCACCCAGACCGGCAAGGGUCUUUUGUUCUACACCAAGCGUGCUGAGGACAAGGCCACCCCGGCUGGUAUCUUCAACCUGUCUGAGGUCUCUGAUGUCAACAAGGAGGGCUCCAACGAAUUCUCCUUCAAGACUGCCGGCCACAAGCACACCUUCCAGGCCAGCGGUACCGAGCGUGACAGCUGGGUUGCUGCCCUGACCGCCAAGACCCAGGAGGCCACCGCCGAGAAGGAGACCAUCACCGAGAGCGAGGGUUUCAAGGGCGAGCUUGAGAAGCUCAGCAAGCCCGCCGCCGUCGCUGCCGCUGCCGCUGUUGCUGGUGCUACUGCUGUCAAGGCUGCCGUUACCCCUGAGAAGGACACCAAGGAGACCGAGGCCGCCGCUGAGGACAAGAAGGAGGACAAGAAGGAAGAGAAGAAGGAAGACAAGAAGAGCCGCUCCCAGUCCCGCAAGCGUGCUUCCAUCUUCGGCAGCAUCCUUGGCAAGAAGGAGAAGGAGGAGGUCAAGGAAGAGACUCCUGGUGCUGCUGAGGAGACCCCCGCUGAGGCUGCUCCCGCCGAGGAGGCCGCUGCUGCUGAGCCCGCUGCCGCUACUGAGGCCACCGAGACCCCCGCCGCCGAAGCUGCUCCCGCCGAGACUGCUGCUGAGGCCACCCCGGCCGAGGAGAAGAAGGAGGAGCCCAAGUCUGCCACCAAGUCUAAGCGUGCUUCCAUCUUCGGAAACUUCUUCAACAAGGUCGCCAGCCCCACCAAGGAGAAGACCGAGGAAGAGGUUGUCCCAGUCGCCAGCACUGCUCCUCAGCUCGAGAACCCUGUUGACGAGUCUGCCGCCAAGCCCAUUGAGCCCGAGACCGUCACUGACGCUCCCGCCGCCGAGGCUGCUGCCGCCGAGACCCCUGCCGAGGAGAAGAAGGAGGAAAAGAAGGAGGAGGUUUCCGCUGAGACCAAGGAGAAGCGCCGCACUUCGAUUUUCGGUACCCUUGGCAAGAAGGUCAAGGCCGAGACUGGCUCUGACGGCGAGGGCAAGAAGGCCGUCAACAAGCUUGGCGGUCUGUUCCGCAAGCCCAGCAAGGCUGUCAAGUCCGAGGAGAAGAAGGACAAGGAGGUUGCCCCUGCCGAGGAGGCUAUCCCCGAGGGCGAGGACAAGGCCGCUGCCCCGACCGAGGAGACUCCUGCUGCGACCACCGAGGCUGCCGUUGAGAAGGCUGAUGAGACCGCUGCCGCCCCCGCCGAGCCCGUUAAUGUCGCUCCCGCCGCCGCUCCGGUCCAGGCUGCUGCUUGA
This is a messenger RNA of Talaromyces rugulosus, 1665 nucleotides long. RefSeq lists its product as uncharacterized. The record is from RefSeq and is a predicted model, not a curated record. The transcript has 3 exons. NCBI's taxonomy places the organism in Eukaryota, Fungi, Ascomycota, Eurotiomycetes, Eurotiales, Trichocomaceae. The coding region runs from base 1 to 1665 and encodes 554 amino acids.